AUGGCUCGCGUCGUCGGCGUGCCGCCGUUCCUCCUCGUCUCCCUCCUCGCAUUAUCGUCCGUGGCCCUUGCCGACAUGGUGCUCGGCCGCAAGGGCAGUACAGUGGAGGAGCCCGAGCCAGCGGAUGUGCAGUUGCCGGGGGUGAGCAAGUACGCUGUGAUCUUCGACGCCGGGAGCACGGGAACGCGUGUGCACGUCUUCAAGUUUGACAACAAGAUGGAACUCCUGAAGAUCGAUGACCAGGUCGAGGUCUUCGCCAAGGUGUCCCCCGGGCUGAGCUCCUACUCUGGGCGGCCACUGGAAGCUGCCAAGUCCGUGAUACCACUGCUCGACAAGGCAAAGGGCACCGUGCCUUGGUGGCAAAUGAACAGAACUCCUCUUAAACUAGGGGCCACGGCUGGGCUGAGACUUAUCGGAGAUAAGCAAUCAGAGCAGAUCCUGGAAGCGGUCAGGGAUAUUGUCCACACCAAGAGCAAAUUCCAGUACAACUCAAAGUGGAUCAAUGUUCUCGAGGGAUCUCAGGAAGGCUCUUACAUGUGGGUUGCUCUGAACUAUCUGUUGGAUAGAUUGGGAGGAGACUACUCCAAGACGGUAGGCGUGAUCGACCUUGGAGGCGGCUCCGUCCAAAUGGCGUACGCCGUCUCUCCAAACGCUGCCGCAAACGCCCCGGCGGUGCCUGAUGGCAAGGACCCUUACAUCACCAAGGAGUACUUGAAGGGAAAAGACUACAACGUCUACGUCCACAGCUACCUGUACUACGGCAACAUGGCUGCUCGCGUGGAGAUCCUCAAGGCAAAGUCGGGCCCGUUCAGCUCGUGCAUGCUACGCGGAUCCACCGGUAACUACACCUACAACGGCGAGGUAUACGAAGCGGCGGCCGCGCCAGAAGGCGCCGUAUACAGGAAGUGCAGGAAGGAGGUAGCCAGGGCACUGAAGCUAGACGCGCCGUGCGAAGCCAAGAACUGCACCUUCGGCGGCGUGUGGGGCGGCGGUGGCGGCGCCGGGCAGGCGACACUUUAUGCAGCCUCCUCCUUCUACGUCAAGGCCUCCCAGGUCGGAUGGGUUAAGAAGGGCACCCCGAGCGCCAGGUCUAGCCCGGCGGCGUUCAGGGCAGCGGCGGUGAAGAUCUGCCGGCUUAGCCUUGAGGAGGCGCAGACGGCCUAUCCCGGGGUGCGCGAAGUGCCCUACAUCUGCAUGGACCUGGUGUACCAGUACACACUGCUCGUCUACGGGUUCGGGUUGACACGGGCGAGGGAGAUCACCCUGGUGGAGAAAGUGAAGCACGGGGAAUACUUCAUGGAAGCCAAGUGGCCGCUCGGCGAGGCUAUCGAGGCCGUAGCGCCUAAGAAGCGCAUCCACCAAGAUCCGGUGAAUGUUGCACGAUCGCUAAUAUGA
Molecule: messenger RNA, 1395 nt
Organism: Triticum turgidum subsp. durum (durum wheat)
Lineage: Eukaryota; Viridiplantae; Streptophyta; Magnoliopsida; Poales; Poaceae
Source: the annotation of a GenBank genome assembly